CCCAACUCUAUUUCUGACUGCGUCCCAGUGUGUCCUGCAGUGUGUCCUGCAGUGUGUCAGUGUGUGUCCGUGGUGGUGUUUGUGUGACAGCGGGACUCUCAGGAUUUGUCGUUAACCAUCUUGGAUCUUUUAGCCGACUUUCCGAAGGUUGUUUGUCUUUCUCUGCGCACACACACACACCGCCACCACCACCGCCACUCUGACAUCACAUCUGGUCGUGACCCCCGCCCCCCCCACCCAUCACCCCUGAACCCGCCUCCCACCUCCUCUCUCUGUUGAAGCCAUGGCGCUGUCUUCACGCUUAAAACUGUGGGAGCAGAAGAUAAAGGAGGAGAAGACGCCGGUGGCCGCCGCCGAACCUCCUCCACCUCUGUCAGCUCUGCCGGGCGGCUUCCUCAAACAGCUGGUCAGAGACUCGGAGAAGGAGACCAAACAGAAAGAGCCCGAGGCCAAAGACGAGAAACAGCCGAGCAAACUGAGCGACAACCUGGUGCAACAGUUCCUCCUCCCGGACCAGACUCCUCCGAUCCUGGAGGCGGAGAUGGCUCUCCGGGCCGAGCAGCUCAUCCAGAACAGCCGGUCCUCGUCCUCGUCUCAGAGGCAAAUCUUCUCUCCUGAACCCGGCAACAAGCAGGAAACCAAACAGGAAGUAACGCCGGUACCACUGAAGCAGCAGCAGCAGCAACAACCGGACAUGAGGUCGUUGGAGAGGAGCAAGAAGAAGAAGGUGCAAGAGGAGGAGAGGAUAGAGGAGGUGCAGCAGGUGGAGAGGAAGGAGGAGGGGAUGGAGGAGAGGAUGGAGCCGGAGGGAAGGCAGGCAGACACCACGGUAACGGAGAGGAGAGAGGUGAGAGAUGUUUGGUAUGAAGCUGGAACGGUGUGGUUCGUCCACAAGGAUGGUUUCACCCUCGCCACUCAGCUGAAGCCAGACGAAGGCACACCUGAACUCCCAGAAGGCCGAGUGAGGGUCCGCCUGCAAACAGACAGGUCGCUGCACGAUGUCACAGAGCACGAGAUAGAGAAGUGUAACCCCUCAGAGCUGGACCUGUGUGAGGAUCUGAGCGACCUCCAGAGCGUCAACGAAUGUGGAGUUCUGCACAAUCUGACCAGCCGAGCUAAAGCCAACAUGCCGCUCACGCACGCCGGACCCAACCUGGUGAACUUCUGGCCUCCGUUACAGGCUCACAGCAAGACUCCAAAGUCUCGGCGAGGGGACUCGGCGUGGGACGCUCCCCCUGCUCUGUCUGCUCUGGUCAAACGGGUGUACGUGUCCAUGGUGGGGACCAGGAGAGACCACAGCGUGUGCGCGGUGGGACGCAGCGGGACGGGCAAGACCACCGCAUGCCAGGCCUUCACCAUGGGUCUCCUCAAACUGGCCGGCACAACCGGGGAGAAGAUCAGCGUGGAGCGCGUUCAGGCCAUGUUCACCAUCCUGAGGUCUUUUGGCUGCGUGAGCUCGCCGCACAGCGACGCCUCGUCUCGAUUCGCCAUGGUCUUCUCUCUGGACUUCAACCAUGCUGGACAGACGGCUGCUGGACACCUACAGACGAUGAUGUUGGACAAAUGGAAAGUGUGUCAGAGAACUCCAGGAGAGAGUAACUUCCUGGUCUUCUCUCAGAUGCUGGCAGGAGUCAGCACAGAGAUGAGGACAGACCUGCAGCUUCACCAACUUCCUGAGUCCAACUCUUUUGGGAUUGUUCAUCCCACCAAGGUUGAGGAGAAGCAGCGUGCGUCCGUCGCCUUCACCAAGCUGCUGACUGCCAUGGAAACGCUGAGCUUCUCAGCCGGCGAGCAGAAGGCGAUAUGGCAUGUUCUGGCUGGUAUUUACCAUCUGGGAGCUGCCGGGGCCUGUAAAGCGAGCAGGAGACAGUUUGUGAACUUCGAGAGCGCUCAGGUGGCCAGCAGUGUCCUUGGCUGUGAGGGAGAAGAUCUGCACACCGCCGUCUUCAAACAUCACCUCCGCCAGCUGCUGCAGAGAGCCACCGGGGGAACCAGAGAGAGGAGCACUGCUGCAGAGUCAGAGGACGGUCCCAGACUGACAGCUGCUCAGUGUGUUGACGGGAUGGCUGCUGGACUCUAUGAAGAACUCUUCACCUCCAUAGUCUCACUUAUCAACAGGGCUCUGAGCGGUCAGCAGCUGACGUUGGCCUCGGUGAUGGUGGUGGAUACGCCGGGCCUCAGGAACCCGAGACACUCGGCAGAGGAGCGAGCAGCCAGCUGGUCUGAACUGUGUCACAACUACCUGCAGGAGCGGCUGCUGCAGCACUACCACACACACACCUUCAGACACACUCUGGAGAGAUACACACAGGAGAAGGUCCCUGUGAAGGUGGAGUGUCCAGAGAACAGUCCAUCUGAGGUGGUGUCUGCUAUCGACCAGCCGCCUCCGCAGGUCCGGGCGGCAGAUGGAGACCCCAGAGGUCUGUUAUGGGUUCUAGAUGAGGAGAUGGUGACACCAGCCUCCAGUGAGAACAGCGCCCUGGAGAGAGUCUGCCAGUAUUACAGCAACACUGUGCGUCAGUGCGAGCAGCCGCUGCAGUGUGAGGUGAACCACCUGAUGGGCAGCGACCCGGUCCGCUACGACCUGACCGGAUGGCUCGGUCUGAUCCAGAACAACCCGUCAGCUCUGAACGCCAUCGGUGUGCUCCAGAACUCCACCAUAGGCGAGGUGAAAGCCAUGUUCACCCCCAAAGUCUCUCUGCCCCCCCUGUGUCGAGGUCUGGGGGGUCUGGAGGGCUGCAGCCAGCGCUCUCUGCAGCGGAACGGCACCAUCAGGAAGACCUUCAGCGGAGGGAUGGCGGCCAUACGCAGACACUCCCAAUCCAUCGCAGUCAAACUACAGGCAGAUGCUCUGGUGAACCUGAUCCGUCGAGCCAGGCCGGUGUUCCUGCAGUGUGUGAGCACUAAGGCCGACGGUGGAGGUUUUGACGUCCCGGCGCUCCGAGUCCAGCUGCACUCCACACAGAUCCUGUCGGCCCUGCAGCUCCACCGCACAGGUUAUCCAGAGCACAUGACGUUGAGCGACUUCAGGUGUCAUUUCCAGGCGUUGUCGCCUCCGAUUAUGAAACGUUACGCUUCGAUGUUUGUCAGCCAUGAUGAGAGAAAGGCGGUGGAGGAGCUGCUGGUUGAACUGGAUCUGGAUAAGAAGAGCAUCGUGGUGGGCGCCGGCAGGGUGUUCAUGAAGCGAGGUAUGCUGCGCUACCUGGAGCAGCAGAGGGACCAGCAGGUCACCGGCUGGCUGGUCUAUCUACAGGCCGCCUGCAUGGCACAUCUGGCCCGCCAGAAGUACCGCAAACUCAAGGUGCAGCAGAUGGCGGUCAGCUGUCUGCAGAGGAACCUUCGGGCUCUGAGGAUCGUGUCCAAGUGGAGCUGGUGGAAACUUUUCUGCAGAGUUCGUCCUCAGCUCGACGUCAACAUGGACAACGAAAGGCUCCGGUCCAAAGAGGAUGAGAUAUCGGGUCUGAGACGACGCCUGCAGAAAUCAGAGAAGGAGAGGAAUGAGCUGAGACAGACUGCAGACGGCCUGGAGACCAAGGUCACCGCUGUGACAUCUGAGCUAAGUGAUGAGCGUUUCCGUGGCGAUGCGGUGGGUCAGGCUCUGGAUGUGGAGAGGGCAGAGAGGAUCCGACUCAGCAGAGAGAACAGAGACCUGCAGGUAGACAAAGCUCGUCUAGACCAGUGUAGAGUCACCAUGGAAACGGUGGAGAAGCAGCUGGAGGAGGAGAAACACAAAGCCAAGAUCGCUGAGAGUCAGCGAGGACCAGCGACAGAGAGCGAGCUGGCCAUGCAGCUGGAGUGCUGCCAGACGGAGGUGGAAUUCGUCCGCAGACGACUGAAGCAGACGGAGGAAAAGCUGGAGAUGGAGAGACAGAGCCGACAACAGCUCGAUACCAAGGUGGCCACACUGCAGACCCAGCUGGAGCAGUCCAGGCAGAGUGUGACAGAACUGAAACGUCACUGCCGCCGCGUGACCUCUGACCUCCAGGACGCCAGAGUCCUCACCGACAGCCUGCAGAGCCGCAUGCAUGAGCUGGACCGCAAACAGAGGAGGUUUGACAGCGAGUUGACUCAGGCUCUGGAGGCGGCCGACAACGAGAGAGAGCAGAAGGACAAAACGGUUCAGGAGAACACAGCUCUGGGGGCUGAGAUCUACUCUCUGCGCCGCAGCCUGCAGGAGAGCCAGUCGGAGGCGGGCCGUCUGCAGAAGCAGAAGGACGAGUUGUGCGCUCAGAUCCGUGACCUCAGCCUGCCCGUCGAUCUGGCCUCCGAUUCGCUGCCCGACCUCAAGAAGCAGCUUCGCCUCCUGGAGGGUCAGGCCAGCGAGAGAGCGCACGAGAUCAGCACGCUCAGCAGCCAAAUACAGCAGCAGCAACAGAUCCACAUGCGCUUUGAGAUGGAGAUGGAGAGGAUGAAGCAGAUGCACCAGAAGGAGUUGGAGGAUAAAGAGGAGGAGUUAGAGGACGUCCACAAGUCCUCCCAGAGACGGCUGAGGCAGUUGGAGAUGCAGUUGGAGCAGGAGUACGAGGAGAAACAGAUGGUGAUUCAUGAGAAGCACGACUUGGAGGGACUCAUAGCGACUCUGUGUGACCAGGUCGGUCACAGAGACUUCGACGUGGAGAAGAAGCUGAGGAGAGACCUGAAGAGGACUCACGCCCUGCUGGCCGACGCCCAGCUGCUCCUCUCCACCGUCGACAACCCGGGCCAGAACCUGCCCAACGGCAGCAGGGAGCAGAUAGAGCGCCUGCACUGCCAGUUCGAGGAGAGCGAAGCGAGGCGGCUGGAGGCCGAGAGCGUUCAGGAGACUCUCUCUCAGGAGCUGGAGAACGCUCAGAUCGAGCUGGAAAAUAUCUGCAAACAGAAGAGUGUGGUGGAUGAGCAGCUGUCUCUGCUGCAGCAUGAGAAGGUGGACCUGCUGAAGAGGCUGGAGGAGGACCAGGAAGACCUCAACGAGCUGAUGAAGAAGCACAAAGCGCUCAUCGCUCAGUCCUCCAGUGAUAUCUCUCAGAUCAGAGAGCUGCAAGCUGAGCUGGAGGAGGUGAAGAAACAGAGACACUCUCUGCAGGAAGAGCUCCAGCAGCGCGUGUCCAGGGUGCAGUUCCUGGAGGCGUCCACCGUGGGGCGUAGCAUCGUCAGCAAACAGGAAGCACGAGUGUGUGACCUGGAGAAUAAGCUGGAGUUUCAGAGAGGUCAAGUCAAGAGGUUUGAGGUGCUGGUGCUGCGUUUAAGGGACAGCGUGGUCCGUCUGGGUGAGGAGCUGGAGCAGAGCGCCCAGGCCGAGGCCCGGGAGAGAGAGAACGCCCGCUACUACCAGCAGCGCCUGCAGGACAUGAGGAUGGAGAUGGAGGAGCUGGUCCAGAGGGAGCAGGACAGCAGCCGCAGACGCAUGGAGCUGGAGAUGCAGGUGGAGGAGCUCAACGCCGUCAGACAGACGCUACAGGCCGACCUGGAGACGUCCAUCCGCCGCAUCGUGGAUCUGCAGGCCGCCCUGGAGGAGGUGGAGUCGAGCGACGAGAGCGACUCUGAGAGCGCUCAAACUGCUGUGGAGUCCUUGACUCGAAAGAAAGACCUUGACUCGGUGUCCAGUGUGGGCUCCAUCGGGACGGAGGAUGUAGGAGAGGGGAUCCGUCAUUGGUUAGGGGUUCCCAGAGGAGGAUCCCGCGGCGGCGGCGGCUCGCCGUACGGCAGCAGUACCAUCAGCAGCCAGGGAGGGCGCCAGUCUCUCGCUGACACCAUGAGCACCUACAGCUUCCGGUCUUGUGUGGAUCCUGAUGACGAGGGUUCUGAGGCGGGAGCCGGAGGUACCAGAGGUCCCAGUCGGGCCCCGUCCUCCUCGGCGCUGUCUGAACUGCUGGACGGACUCCGUAAACGCAGAGCCGGCGGCGACGCGGGAGAAGGAGCCGGCAGCGCCAUCUCCCUGCCGGUGUAUCAAACGACGGCGGCGUCGACUCUCAGACGGAGAGCCUCGGCGCUGUCUCUCGGUCCAGGUGACCUCCAGGAGCCCCGGCCCGGCCCCAGCAUCCUCAAACCGCCCUCCCCGCUCCUGCCUCGUGCCGCCAGCGCUCGCUCCAUCGGUGACGCUCCGACGUCUGCCGUCUCAACAUCUGGAGCCAAACUCUCUCGCUUCAACUCCAGCGACUCCCUCUCUUCGGUCCCCUCGCUGCCACGCCUCUCCUCCUUGGCGUCGUCCCUCGCCGUUCGCCAUCAGCCUCCGUCCCUGUCCAUCCCGGAGGAGGACCCAGACCAACCCCUGCGCUCCCGGACGACCCCCGUGCAGCGCUCCCCUCAGGCACUGAGGAGGUGCAUGCUGGGAAGUCUGGCUUCAGAGGAUGGAGGUGAAGGAUCUCUGGGUUCAGAACCCAUGGUCUUCCAGAACCGCCGCCUGAUCGAGGACCGCGACGACGCGGCCUCCGACAUCCUGCCCGCCAUCCGGAGAGCUCAGUCCGCCAGCAGCCUGGCGGGCUCGGUCCGAGGAGGCAGGAGGGCGCUGAGCGUCCACUUCGGAGAGCUGCCGCCUUCCACGCGCAGCAGGAAGGGCUCUGAGACGGAGUCGUCCAGCUCCGGGGGAUCGGGAGGAAGUUCCCAGGGAGGAAGUUCUCAGGGGGCGGGGCCUCGACGGCGGUUUGACAGGCCGCAGGGAGAAAGACUGGAGGCGGAGGGCAGCGAGGGAGGAGACGUGGCUUCAGUCAUGAAGAGAUACCUGAAGAAGGAGGUCGACUGAAGCACAUCAGGUGAGCUCUCAGCUGUGAGCUUCACGGGAGCUGCAGUCGAGCCCGAACCAAACACUUCACAAGUCCACACGGAUGGUCCUUUUUUUGACUAAAGUCACCUGAAAAUACACCAAACUGUAUUUUCACAUGAGCACUGUUUGUAUACCAAUAAAAAGAAUUCAAUUCA
This is a messenger RNA of Sebastes umbrosus (honeycomb rockfish), 6894 nucleotides long. Its product is annotated as unconventional myosin-XVIIIb-like. Gene Ontology annotation, cellular component: myosin complex. Bases 284 to 6718 code for a protein of 2144 amino acids. NCBI's taxonomy places the organism in Eukaryota, Metazoa, Chordata, Actinopteri, Perciformes, Sebastidae. The record is from RefSeq and is a predicted model, not a curated record. Gene Ontology annotation, molecular function: ATP binding; cytoskeletal motor activity; protein binding. The transcript has 44 exons.